AUGUACUUAAAGACUGGAGUGGAUUAUCGCAAGCCAGACGAGACGACUCCACCAUGUCAAGAUGGGAACACCACGGACUGUGUAAUGGGUGGCUUUGCGGCGGCCUACUUCCAGGUCCCAGACAAGAGCGAUCUGACGCUCGAGCUGCAUGUGAAGGUCCCUGGAGAAGCAGAUCUCUCCCAUUCCUGGGACAUCCAAACCGCCGACGCAGGCUCGGGAGACGCGCAGGCGAGGAUCGCGUUCCUUUACCAAAACCAUUCGGAGUACCUGAAGAAAUGGCGGACAGGCAGCCUCUCCGACAACACCAAAUUUACCAACGCUUGGUUUAAUGAGAAGUUUGUGGACAAGGAGCUGACCAUCCAUGAUAUUGAUUCCUCGAACUUCAAGCCAAACCUGGAAACGAACG
Messenger RNA from Symbiodinium necroappetens, 406 nucleotides. The record is from the annotation of a GenBank genome assembly. NCBI's taxonomy places the organism in Eukaryota, Dinophyceae, Suessiales, Symbiodiniaceae.